AUGACAAAUACUGCUGUAAAUUCCCCUACUGGAAGUAGCUCCUCUGUUAGUUCAGUUGAACCAUCAAGUUCUACAGAGGCUAAACGAAGAAAGGAUGUGAAUCCACCAAGGAGAGGACGCCAAGUGUAUCCCCUAAGAAAGAAUAGUCUUGGAGGAUCUUCUUCUCAAUUGGUGGUGGCCGUAAGAAUAAGACCGUUAAAUGAAAGUGAGAAGCAGAAAAAAGGAUUCGAAUGCGCUUAUGCGUUGGAUCAGCAGGUAAUUCAGCGAGUUUCAUUAUCCUUGCCUUCAGAAAGUGUUGCUAGUAGAUCCAGAAAAGUUUGAAAAUAAUAUUCUACGGCAGAAUCGACAACAUGAACGGACAUUCAACUUUGAUGCGGUUUUUGGACCCGGCUCUGAACAUGUAAGAUCUUGUUCUGUCGCAACGUAUUGCAUGCUUAUUCAUUUAUUAAUUUGCAAGGGAAAUACCCCAAGUGCGACGCUCAGAUUUUGAUGAAACUUGUCACGAAUUUAGACAACGUUUUUUUUAACAAAAAGCCAUAUGCGAGACUCUUGGCUAGCGCAGCCGAAACGACAAUAUGGAAAGAUCGUUUCUGUCGCUGAAGAGCGCAAGCUAAGUAUGAAUUGCUAUGUGUCUUAUGUCCCGCAUGAGUGCAAAAUUAAAAAAAAAUCCGAGCGUCGCACUGGGGGUACUUCUUUGUCAGAUGGAAGUUCACGAAGCUACAACAUCUCCUUUGGUUGAUUUUGUCGUUGCCGGCUCUAAUGCCACAGUGUUUGCAUACGGCCCAACUGGAUCAGGCAAGACUUACACAAUGGUCGGAACUCCGGAGAAACCCGGGCUGAUGACAUUACUGACAAGGGCAUUGUAUCAAAAGCUUACUAAAGAAGAUACGGUCUACAUAUCAUUUCUGGAGAUUUACAACGAAGUCAUAAAAGAUCUUUUGAAUCCGGGCGCUGGAGCUUUGGAUUUAUUAGAAGACGAGAAAGGAAACGUGCUGGUCCCUGGGCUUUCACGGGUCAAAGCGCCAAAUACGACUAAGGUAGGGGUGUUACGGAGAUUGCUCGAUUCAACUGCCCGUUCUGAGGCACAAUGAAUAAUACAAACUAAAUAAAAAUAUUUUUUUGCAGAUAAUGCAGAUUCUGCAAGAAGGAAACUCUCGGCGAACGCAAGAGCCUACAGCUGCGAAUAAGUCAUCCUCUAGGAGUCACGCCCUUCUUCAAGUUACCCUGUAUAAGAAGCAAGUCCAACAUGGAAAACUCUUUCUGAUUGAUCUUGCUGGAUCAGAAAGAGCCUCUCAAACCCAAAAUCAAGGCCAAAGAUUAAAGGAAGGCGCAGCAAUCAACCGAUCUUUACUCGCCUUAGGAAAUGUAAUCAAUGCAUUGAGCACCAACAACAAAGGGAGAUAUGUCAAUUACAGAGAUAGUAAACUAACAAGGUUACUGAAGGAUUCGCUUGGAGGAAAUUCGAAGACGAUUAUGCUUGCUCAUGUAACACCAGCAUCACUAAACUACGACGAGACCUACAACACUUUGGUUUAUGCAAAUCGUGCAAGGAAUAUUACAACCAGAGUAAGCUUUUGUAAUAAGUAUUGUAUCAAAGGCACUUUACCGAGCUCAGAAUUCAUAUUACAAAACACUUCGCGACCUUUGGAGCCCAAUUUCCCGAGCUUUAAAUGUUGUUCAUGCUUUGCUGGUCUUUUUAUGAACUUCCUUAAUUCAGAACGGAUGAAAAGUUCGCAACAAAGAGGUUUCUUACUCUAAAAUCUUAUUGUGUAGGAGUAACUUUUUAAUUGUUUUCAGAUAACGUACAACCGGCCAGUCUCGGCCGAUCAGGCAUAUUCCGAGGCGAUGAAGGAUAUACGGAAGCAGGCGGCAGAUCGAAAUGGGAUGAUUCAUGCAGAAUCGUCUCAUCAGAGUAAGUGUUAACCUAUAAUCGGAGCAUAGAUUUGUGAUCAAACGUUGUGUUUAAUAAUUUUCAGUAUCAGAAAAAGGCCUAACAACGAAAGCAGCCAAUAUCGAUGGCCAUGGCCCCAAUAAUCGCCGAUUUGCCAAUUUAUUCCACUCGCUAAAAGCACAGUACUUCUCUACAGUAGAAAAGUUGACAAAACUAAGAGAACGGUUAAUGAAAAUCAAUCACGAAGCAGUUGACUUGGAGAUGAAUGUAAGCGCCAAAAGAGCCAUAUUGGAUGCGUGGGAGAACAGGACAAAAGAUGAUGAAGACAAGUAUUCAGAAACUGUCGAGAGAAUAAAAAAGGAUAUGGGGGAACAAGUACGUACGGAGUCAUUGUAAAGAGACGCUAUUUUGUAUUAUUAGAGAGGACUUUAUUACAUUUGUAACUUUAGGAGACAAGACUGAGCAGUUUACAUGAUACCCGACAGAAAUCAGAAAGACUAAUAAGGAAGAAUCAAGAUAUUUUGGAUGGAAUUGAGGCCAGGAUGAGAGGACAAGCAAAGGAUGCAGAUCAAAAUGAAAUGGUCAACCUGCUGGUCAGGAUGGCUGAACGAGAAGCUGAAAGUAAGGAUUGAUUUCUUUCUUUAUAUUGUUACAAUUUACAUUUUUAGAAGUAGCCCUGGCCUCCGACGCAGCCCUCAAGAAUCUGAAAAUCCGCCGACAAGAAAACUCCCUGCUUAAGGUUCAAAAAUACGGACAAAUUGCUGAUAAAUUAAUAUCAGCCAACCUAUCGGAUGAGGAGAGACAGAAGUUGCAAGCGGAAUAUCGAAUAAUCAAAACCCAACUCAAUUAUCAUCUAAUACCUUUGAAAGUUAAGGACAAUCUAACUUCUUGGAAUUCCCAAUUACUGGAUAAGAACCUAAGUAAUAAUAAGCCGGUCAAGAGAGUCAGGCUUCCCGAAAUUCCGACUAGUGCUUCUACAACAAGCUCAGAACAAGGUAAGUGAUCCUAUAGUUGAUAAUGGCUAAUAAAAAUAUCUUAGGAGAGAAAAGAUCAAGUGUUGGGGCCUUACCUGCCAUCCAAACAUAG
Molecule: messenger RNA, 2977 nt
Organism: Bursaphelenchus xylophilus (pine wood nematode)
Lineage: Eukaryota; Metazoa; Nematoda; Chromadorea; Rhabditida; Aphelenchoididae
Source: the annotation of a GenBank genome assembly